Messenger RNA from Ectocarpus sp. CCAP 1310/34, 387 nucleotides. Lineage: Eukaryota; Phaeophyceae; Ectocarpales; Ectocarpaceae. The record is from the annotation of a GenBank genome assembly.
AUGAGCAAGCAGGCGGCAGAUGGCACGCAGCCUCUCAAGUUGCACGAAUGUAGACCAUUUUGUGAUGUACACGGGCGCACCUUGCUUGGUGCAGGAGUCUCACCACUCAAGAACCCCGUUAAGGACUACCCCGGUUAUACUGGGGCGCAGAAGGCGCUUUUUGGGAGCGUACAGCUCAUCGUCCUGCGCGGGUUGCUCUUAUCCACGGCGACGAUGGUGAGAGUGUUCGGCAGUGAGCCAAACGAGAUCGCAUCGAUGAAUACAGACCUGCCGAAGUCUGCAUUCUAAUUCCAUGCGGGAUUUUUUGCUUUAUCAAGGGAUUGUGAUGUGCAUGUAUACGCAUCAAAACGAUGAAACAGUCGCUAUUGUGGGGUCAAGUUUGUCUGU